UUCGUCAUCAACACUCUAAUCCUUGAUUUGUACCUGAGACAACGAGCAUCCCUGACCUUUUCAUAUAGGAUUUCCCCUCGGGUUUUGAACAUCUGCAUCUAAGGUCAUUUUACAGUCGCUUGCACCGUGUCAAGUUAGUUCAUUCUUUGAAUUUCUGACGAAAGUACUCAAUAUCUUACCACAGACGUGCUCUACAUUGAAUAAAUUUUCGCACAAACAUUUUUAUAAAUAAAAGGUACCUGUAAUUAUAUAAAUAGCUCAUUUCCCGAAGGUGCCCGCUCAUACAGGUUUAACCAUAUUCGAAAAAGAAGACAUUGGAAGUCACAAAAUUAACAAGCUGUAUGAAUUUUUCGAAUGAUUCAAGCCAUGAUUAAAUGUUUUAGAUGAUCAACAGUCAACAGAAUUGAGGAGAAUUCGAACAAUCUGUUGCACUGUUUAUUUAAACGAUGUUGUAAAUAAAUACACAUAAAUACGGACAUGGUGAAAUGAGGAACAAAUAGUUGAUAAACAGAAGAAAGAACAUUACACAAGGCUGGGAGUUCUGCAGUCUUUAAUAUAGCCUUGGAAAGGGAAAAAAGAGGUUAUUACAAGAUGGGGUAUAUGUAUUUGGUCACCUAUCGAAAUACGUACCCAGCUGAACAGGGCUAAAAUGAGAAAAGGUAACAAAGAGAGAAAAAAAAUCUCUGAUAUUGGUUGGGAAAAUAAAGAACGAAAGAAAUUAGAGAAAUGAAAACGAAAAUUUUCACUUGCUUUGGUGAUCAGACAAUAAGCAGUACUUUCUGUAUAAUUGUCUAGGUCUCUCGGAGGAAGAUAACUCAGUCUCUUGGACUGAUAAAUUCAUGAAUGUUUUCAGCAGUGUUACAUCUCCUUGUGUAUCCUCUUACUGUUGAGUUUUGCCCUAUUUCUUAACAAUGCCAGUGGGCUUUAAUUUUAACUUAACCUACAGAUUAAAACCUCAAGUCACUGUCGUCAAAAUGGUCACUGUUUACAGACAAUCCAUUCUCCAGGUUGAGUGGCUCAUAGCCACUUUGAUCUAGUUUUGUGUAUACAUCCUGCAGCAUUUAAAAACUAAGUAUGAACGUCAUUUGUAUUAUUUACAAGAAAUGGCUCCAUAUGAUGAACCUUUGCGCUCUGAAUUACUUGGUGGAAAGUUCACAAUCUUGGACGCUCGAGACUCAGGAGGUGCAGCAAUAGCAAUGUUCACGGCUAGAGAACACUUUCCUGCAGCAACAAGUCACAGGACAGUCAUUCAGGGUAUUGCUUUCCAGUUGGAUGAGUGUCUGAAAAGUUGCGAAACACAGAAGAAUGGCUUGGUUCUGCUGUAUGAUAUGACGGGAUCAGGCUAUCAUAAUUUUGAUUACAGUCUUGCUCGUAAAGUGAUGGACCUAUUAAAGGGUGGCUACCCAGCUAGACUCAAGAAUGUUUACAUCAUCUCUCCUCCCCUGUGGUUUAAAGCAGUGUUAACAUUUUUCUCAAACUUCCUUCAAGAAAAACUUAAGGAAAGAAUUGAAGUGGUCCCUAAAGAAAUACUGCCUCAAAGAUUUCCAGAAUCUUCCAUCCCAGAAUGUUUAGGAGGAACACUCAAAGUGGACCACUUAGCUUGGUUAAACAAGUGCCUUGUGUCAUAUUCCCAGACACUGGCAGAAAACAGCACCCGUAAUGGAGGACCAAAAGACUUUUCAAGGCAUAUGCCUAACAGUUAUGUAAGAACUGUUGAGUCUUCAACAUUUGAUCAGACGGGACUAAGAAAUGAAGGUGCUUUGACUGUGAUGGAAUUUAUUGAGCACAUGAUGAAGCUGCAAAGGAAAGGAGUCAAGAUUGAGUUUGUUAAUUUAAAGAAGCAGGGAGGUGUUGGAACUUUUCAGUCAGCAAGAUUGCCAGAAAAUUUGAAGAGAAAUAGAUACACUGAUGUUUUAUGUCUUGAAGAAACAAGGGUGAAGAUUUGUGAUCUGGAUGGUGAUACAACAUCUAACUAUAUUCAUGCAAACUUUAUGGAUGGGUACAAGCAGGCUAAGGCAUAUAUAGCCACACAAGGGCCCCUUCCCCAGACUGUAGGACAUUUCUGGCAGAUGGCCUGGGAACAACAGGUUUAUGUCAUUGUCAUGGUAACAAGGUGUAUUGAAAGAGGUCGCAUGAAAUGCAUCCAGUACUGGCCAGAGAAUCAGGAAACACGACAGUUUGCAACUGUAGAUGUGUCGCAUGAAGAAACAUUGGAAUUUGAGGAUCAUGUUGAGAGGGUUUUCUGGAUAACACAUAAAAAGUCAGGAGAAAAGCGGAGAAUAGUUCAUUUUCAAAUGACAUCAUGGCCUGAUUUUGGGGUGCCUUCUUCAGCGGAAUCCUGUCUCCAUGUUGUUGGUCUUGUUCGUGAAGCUCAAACUGAUGCAGUGCAAGCCUUAGGGCCUAAAUGGAGGGGACAUCCUAAGGGGCCUCCCAUUAUAGUGCAUUGCAGUGCAGGCAUUGGUCGUACAGGGACCUUCUGCACUAUUGAUGUUAAUGUGGCACGUUUGACUGAUGUGGGCGAAUGUGAGGUGUUUAACACAGUGAAGCAAUUUAGGACUCAGAGGGCCCUAACUAUUCAGACAGUUGAACAGUACGAGUUUUGUCACUUGGCCAUUUUAGAGCAUGCAUUGAACAUGCCAAGUACAAGGCAAGAAGAAAAAGAGGCCAUCAGAGAUUUUUUGGAAGGGUGGAAAAUGCAGCGAAGAGAUUCCAGCGACACUGAUUAAAUCACUUAGAGAGCCUCUCAGAUGUGCUCAAAUAGAGUUGAGUGUAUUCUUUUGUUUCAUUUGCAAUUAUUAUUAAGUUGCAUGUAAAAGCCUAUACAGUACUUUUGAUGUGAGGUAAAAUUAAUAAUAGCAAAUUGACUCUAGAAUGUUUGUUUAGCACAACAACAUUAAUUGUUAUUAUUGUUGUUGUGCUAAAUUGUUGUUGUGCUAAAUGGUAUUACAGGUAAUUAUUACAUGUAAUACCCAGGCUAAGAUGUUUAAAACUCAGUUGUUUUAAUCCAGGAUUAGUGUGAAUAUUUUUUGAUUUCAGUCUUACAUCUGUUCAGUAAUUGAGGUUUUCUAUUUGUAUCUUCUUUUGUUUAGUUUUGAUGCUGAAUAAUAUGUAUUGAUCACCACAAAACACUAGCAAUAUGAAACACUUGAAAAUGUACAAGAGGAAAUAAACCAAAUUUUAAUCCUGGAUUAGCAUUAGUGAGCUUUUGAACAACUCAUGCCAGGAUUACAUAAGUCAACUGGUAUUCUCAAGAGAGCAAUAUCCUCUGCAGGUUAUUUUCAAUGGUUUUCAUUCUCAUAACCUGUUCACUUGUCAAUUUAGUGAUAUUGUAAAGAGAAAUUACAAUUGUAAGUGUCGAUAAACUCCUUAGAAUUGAAGGGUUUUAAAAAUUUUCCAUAAAUUUUGUAAUAAUGAAUAAUAAAAUGUCCCAGGAAUUACACUUGCCUUGACUGGUCAGCUCAAGCACGAGUACUACGUCUUGUUCAUGUUUUAUCAAGUUAUAAUGCACAUGGCCUAUGUCACGAGUUUGAGUGCAAGUGGCUUCUUGAGCAUUUUCGAAGUAUUAUAAGCACUUGUUUAUUUUUAGCAAAUGUUCUAGGGAAGUGUAAGAAGCACUUGGCUGAGCCUCAUGCCUCAUUGCUGUGCACAUUUUUAUAUUCUUAAAAAUUGCUGUGCUUAUUCAACUCAGCACAAUGUCUUGCAAGUGUAAACUCCGCCCUUAUUUUAUUAUUAUGACAGGUAGAACGAUCAAAACUUCUUCAGCUCUAAGAACCGAUUUCGUAAAAUUUCUUUGGUAUUUAUGAAUUUUUUAGGAAAACAUUAAGUUUCUCUGACUGAUAUAUAAUAUUAUUAUGAUAAAUAAUUAUCAUUAAAUUGCAGUAUUAACCUCUUGUUUAAGUUAAAAACAUAUUGAAAGUCAUCAGGUCUCAAUAAUUUUUUCACAAAAUUAUGAAAUUUAUAAAAAUGACCAGUUUUCAAUUGUACAUACAUGUAUAUUAAUUAAUUAAAUUGACUUUCAUAUUUUAGAAUAGUUUAGUACAUUCUUUUUACUGAAAAUAUUGUUGAUGUCAAUACAGUAAUUUAUUAGCAAUAAUAAUUAUUAUUGUUCUAUUGUACGAUUGUGAACAAUCCCUUAUUUAAAAACCUGAAGGUCAACAUCUUGGAUUUGUAGAAGCUUUACAUUUUACAGGUCUAGGAACAGAAGUCUGUUCAUCUGUUAUCAUGUUACCCAUUUUCAAAAAUUUCGGCCAGCAUUGCUGAGAUAUUCAAAUAAUAUUAUUUCUAAGAAAUGAUGCAAUAAUUACAUUGUAGAGUGUUGUUCACUCUCUGACAAUGUGCUGUUUUAAACAUGGUUUUUGGUUUGAUGAACACGUUUUGGGUGCAGGCUAGCUGGCAUCAUGUAUAAAUUAUAAUACCUAUAUAGUGGUGACUGUCUUUUGUGGUCACAUUCUCCAUCUGACUAAACUUGGUUACUUUAGUAUUGUAAGUCACAGACUUAAUGACAUACUGUAGUCAAGAUGUAGUUAGUGUUACAGUCGAACCCCUUUUAAGCAGCUAUCCUCAGGGAAAUGGGAGGUGGCCACUUAAUAGGGGUUGGUGUACUUUAAAUAUUUUGUUACCAUCAAGUUAAUUCCUUAGUGAAACUGGAAUCACGUCAAGAGAAUUGUGAUAAACGUAUAUUUGAAUGUUUUUAUCAGUCGUCCCAUUCUAUUUCGGACUCUUAUCUGUUAUCGUCUUUUCUAAAACAAGGCAAACUACUUGACUGUGGCCAUUUAAUAGGGAUAAAGACAAUAAGAAAACCCUCAUUGGGACGACCAAAAGGUGGCUGCAGCCACUUAAUAGAGGUGGCCGGUUAAUAGGGGUUUUUAUAGAGUAUUUUACUGACAAUGAUUUCGGAACUUCAACAACUGGCCGCUUAAUAGAGGUUCAGCUGUAUUCAUAUAGUGUGGUGUUUUUAUGGAGUUAUGUGCGAUAGUGGAGUAUUGUUAAAUUGGAGGCUUCAUCCACAUAUAAAUGUACAGCUCACUUCAAAAAUGUAGAUGUGUCAAAUGGAUGAAUUUCUCUUUCAGGUGUGAAAAUUACCUAUGGGAAAACAAUAUGUGGUUUUAAAAACUUUCAGUAUGGACAACUUUAGCCAAAAAGUUCAUAUUUAGUGAAAUCAGUCACCAUUUUUCACAGUAAUGAAUUAAAUUCAUGUAUAGAUCUAGGGCUUAGAAAUUGAUGUAUUUAUUAAAAUGUGGUUUUGUAUUCAAAUAGCAAUAAAAAAAAUAACAGUUGUA
Orbicella faveolata is the source of this 5279-nucleotide messenger RNA. Its product is annotated as tyrosine-protein phosphatase non-receptor type 9-like. Lineage: Eukaryota; Metazoa; Cnidaria; Anthozoa; Scleractinia; Merulinidae. The record is from RefSeq and is a predicted model, not a curated record. Gene Ontology annotation, biological process: protein dephosphorylation. Gene Ontology annotation, molecular function: protein tyrosine phosphatase activity.